This is a messenger RNA of Pimephales promelas (fathead minnow), 3730 nucleotides long. It is a transcript of the gene kcng3, whose product is annotated as potassium voltage-gated channel, subfamily G, member 3. Gene Ontology annotation, molecular function: delayed rectifier potassium channel activity; protein binding. Gene Ontology annotation, cellular component: membrane; voltage-gated potassium channel complex. Gene Ontology annotation, biological process: potassium ion transmembrane transport; protein homooligomerization; action potential. The record is from RefSeq and is a predicted model, not a curated record. NCBI's taxonomy places the organism in Eukaryota, Metazoa, Chordata, Actinopteri, Cypriniformes, Leuciscidae.
UGAUGCACAAAGAAACAAGUCACUUUUCCACGGUUCUCCUAAGUGACACGCGCUCAACCUGGAAUAAAUAAAAUCCCGUUAUAAUCUGGCAUAGCCUAUACUGAUUUGGAUUCGCGAGUUUGGAGCUGUUCUUUUUUUCUCGUGCUUACAGAAAUUUAUUGGAUUUUAACUAUGACCGUCAACGUCAUUAAUCCAUAUUGCACGUCGUUUCUCUCUUUUUCACUCGAAUCGAUUAAGUCAAUCUGAUCCAAAAAUGAAGUUUGGAAAGAAUAUAUGCAUCCUGAACGUCGGUGGCACCAAGUAUGCGUUCACAAGAGAAGUUAUCAAGGAUUUUCCCCUCCGAAGAGUGAGCAGACUUCACAGCUGCUCCUCUGAAAAGGAGGUCUUGGAGGUAUGCGAUGAUUAUGACCGAGAGAGGAACGAGUUUUUCUUCGACAGGCACUCUGAGGCGUUUGUCUUUAUUAUGCUUUAUGUCCGAUCUGGAAAGCUAAGGUUUGUCCCGCAGAUGUGCGAGCUUUCCUUUUACAACGAGAUGAUCUACUGGGGGUUGGAGAGCUCGCAUUUGGAGUUUUGUUGCCAGAGAAGACUGGAGGAAAGGAUGUCCGACACAUACACGUACGUUUCAGAGGAGGACAUCAAGGCAGAGGUGGAGUCCAGAAGUGAGGAGGAUCAGGUCACCAGGCUCGCCCCGGAGACAGGGAACGCGCGGUGGCUGGAGAGGAUGAGGAGGACUUUUGAGGAGCCUGCUUCUUCUCUCGCUGCGCAGAUCCUGGCAUCAGUGUCAGUGAUUUUUGUCAUUAUGUCUAUGGUCAUCCUCUGUGCGAGCACUCUGCCGGACUGGGAUACAGCAAAAAACAAUACGGUGGAAGAACACAGGAUUAUCGAGGCGGUUUGCAUCGGCUGGUUCACUGCCGAGUGCAUAGUGCGUUUCAUUGUCUCACGGGACAAAUGUGAGUUUGUGCGCCGCCCCCUUAAUAUUAUUGACCUGCUGGCGAUCACUCCUUACUAUGUGUCUGUCGCUAUGACAGCGCUGACGGGAGAAAACCCUCAGCUACAGCGAGCGGGAGUCACUCUGCGUGUAUUACGAAUGAUGCGCGUCUUUUGGCUAAUCAAGUUGGCGCGUCACUUCCUCGGGCUGCAGACGCUCGGACUGACGCUGCGCAGGUGCUACCGCGAGAUGGUCAUGCUGCUGGUUUUUGUCUGCGUCGCAAUGGCGAUAUUCAGCGCCCUGGCACAGCUGUUGGAGCACGGCCUUGACCUGGAGACUAGCAAUGAGGACUACGCCAGCAUCCCGGCAGCCUGCUGGUGGGUUAUUAUCUCCAUGACCACCGUCGGCUAUGGAGACAUGUAUCCCAUCACCAUUCCGGGGCGCGUGCUGGGUGGCGUGUGCGUUGUGAGUGGCAUUGUGCUGCUGGCUCUGCCCAUUACCUUUAUCUACCACAGCUUUGUGCAGUGCUACCAAGAACUCAAAUUCCGCUCAGCACGCUGCGUGCGAAGUCUCUCCUCCGAGUUUCUCAACUGACUGUCGCACAGUUCGUCAUGAGAUCCUCUGAAACCUGCUGGUCUUCAGCUUAGCAACAUCACCUGCUCUUCUGUGCCUUUAUUUUGUACCAAGAUCGAAAAUAUAGCGCUAUUCUGUUUUUUUUUGGGGGGGGGGGGGGAAUCAGCGUUCUAUUAUAUCCAAAUAAUAACACAAGUACCUCUGUACUCAAGGACACAUCGGCGUUGACAAUUGCAGUCAUUUCUGGAACCAGUUCUGUCCGCUCUGGGACAGAACAGGACAAAAGAGACUAGUGCACAAUAAAGAAUUACCAUCCAAAGGAAAUACAUAAGCCAAUGUUUGUGUCGUAACCCCCCUUCCUGUGUGAACGAAUACAAAUUUCUCAGUGUAUGAAAUGGACAACUGUGGCAUUUGACGACUACAGAUGGCCAGGCUGCCUGGAACGGGCAUCUGGCGGGACCUUGUGUCCUGUCAGUGCUCCAGCCUAGAAGGAGCUUACACAAAUUCUCAUGUUUCCAUGGAGAGGUCCCUCUGACUUGCUAAAUCAUUAAUUUAGCUCCCAAUAAAGUGGCAAAAGUAAAAGGUUUUAGAGUGGCCACAUAGAAGCAAAUAUACUGUGAUUGUUUUGACACUGUUGAAUGUGCAGGCUCAAAUUAAGUUAAAGGUCUUACUCAUAGAAUGGUAUAGUUAACAUUACUAAGCCACAAAAAACAAACAUCAGCUGUUCAUACAGACAGCGACAAGUCUGCAACCUGUCCAUAAACGACAGUGUGAAUCAAGAGGCGUGAACUAAAUUGAUUAGCAAACACCUCACCCACACGCUCACCAGUAGGAGGGCUGUCACUCGCUUCCUUCUUCCUCUUUGAAUACAAGCACAAAAUCAAACCUCUUUUCCUCAUUCAAGGGACUUUCUGAGUUUCUUGGAAGGAAAAAAAAAAUAUUUGGGGUUGUAAAUGUAAUUAAUAAGAUAUGAAGCACAUGAUAUGAUUUAUUAACAGUCAAUUUUAUAAAAGUAUUUCAUUAAGCACCAAGAACAGUUUGGAAACAUAUUGACUAUAUGAUACAGAUUUUCUUCAGCUAAAUUGAUGAUAAUGUCUAAAUUAAGAUAGAGUGCAUUGAUUAAUUCAGGUUAUCCUAUAAUGACAUCAUUCGUCUUUAGCUUAAAUCGUCAUGUCAGUGUUGGGUUCUUAAUGGCAGAAACAUUGCUUGGUUGACGUCACACCACAAUGUUUAUUUUUGCAUCUGUAUGGAGACACGCCUUCAUAGCUGUUUGAUUUUGUAGCUGUAUUUGUGGCUAUUUUAAAGGGUCAUGAUGAUGCAAAUGAAAUCUUAUGUAGCUCUAUUCUGUAACCUAAAAUGUAUUCUAUUUGGUAAAGACAAGAUUAUUUAUGUCUAGGAAGAAAAUAAAGAAAUGUUUACUGAUUCAAGCCUGAUUGUUUAACUAAUUAUAAUACAAGAAUGUAAAAUGUGGCACAAAUGUGAAAUAUGUUAAGCAAAGACAAAGUACCUCUGAAUGUUUUAAAUAGGAUGACUGUGUCUAUAGGUGCCAGUUUUUACUCCAGUGAAUAUUAGGGUGGCUUUAUUUUUGAAAAGCAAUUUCUGUACAGGCACCUGUCAGGGUUAUGUGUUUAAGUUUUAGGCCGCAUCCGAAAUCCCACACCUAGUAUGCCAAUACUGUCUACUCAUAUAAGAGUAGGCAAAAAGUACCAAGUACCCAGGUGACCUACUACUUCCGGAGAUUCUGAAGUGGACACUUUACUAUCCCAUCAGGCAACGGGAGAGGAUUCACGAAGGGCAGUUAAGCGGCCUGGUGGCUACUGACACACUGGUAGAUGAUAAUGACAACAUGGCAGUACGUCCUAAUUACAUUCAUAUAAGACACAUUCAUUUAUAGAAUAUGCUGAUUUAACAGUCGUGAAGUAAUUACUUAUUUAUAAUAAGUAGGCCUACUCCCUCAAGAGAGUUUGCAAUUUCGGAUGCAGCCUUGGUUUUGCUCUGUUCCUUGUUCCUGCUUCUGUUACUUAUUGUUUGAUUAGUUAUGUAGGCUAUACGUUGUGUCUCAUUCAUUUAGUUGAUUAGUGUGAUCUAAUGAUCUCCCUGUCCCCUGUGUUCUGUUCAGUUCUUGGUCUGUUCUCGUCUUAUUAUGUUUGGUUGUUCUCUGCCCAUGGUUCUAGACAAUGAUUUGAGUAUUUUGUUUUGUUUAAUAAAGAGAAGAUUGCUGCAACUAAA